UUCUUCGAUGAUCUAUCGCUACUGUUCGAAGUAAAAAUGAGCGCCCUACGGCUGUUCUACCUGAUCCUUGCUGUUUCGGCAUCAAUUCAUGCUAUCACAUACGAUGUCACCGUACCAACAGAGUGGUGGCAAACAAACGUCAUAUAUGAAAUCUGGGUCGAAUCCUUCAAAGACAGUGACGGCAAUGGAAAGGGCGAUUUGAAUGGUAUCAAGAGCAAAUUGGAUCACUUCGUCGACAUGGGCGUGACGUGCAUUUGGCUGCCGCCGAUAUACGAGACUCCCAUGGUUGACAGUGGCUACGACAUUUCCAAUUUCACUGCCGUGAACUCACUUUAUGGGACACUUGACGAUUUCGAUGCACUGAUAACUGCGGCCCAUGAAUUGGGACUCAAAGUAAUCAUCGACUUUGUUCCCAACCACACGAGUGACGAGCACGAAUGGUUCGUCAAAGCGAAGCAGGGCAUCGAACCAUACUACAGUUACUACGUCUGGAACAAAGGAGUUUAUUACGGCGACUAUCUUAGCUAUCCAAAUAAUUGGUUGGACGCCUUCAACGACGGCACCGUUUGGGAAUGGGUCGACGAACGCGAAGCUUAUUAUCUUCAUCAGUUCAGCGUGCACGAAGUCGACCUCAACUGGAGGAACCCUUUCGUGAUGACGGAAAUGAAGAACGUUCUUACGUUCUGGCUUGAUCGUAACGUAGAUGGCUUCCGUAUCGACGCUGUGCCGUACUAUGUAGAGUCUUCUACUUUGGAGAACGAAACUAGGUCCGACAAAGAUGUCGAUUCAACCAAUUAUUUCUACCUGAACCACACCCAAACAAAGGAUCAACCAGAAAAUUAUCCUAUCGUGAAAGAGUGGAAGGAACACAUAAACAAUUAUACAGCCUCAAAGGGUAACGACAAGGUUCGGUUCAUCUGCACGGAAGGAUACUCUGACAUUGAUUACGUUAUGAAAUGGUAUGACUACGGUGAUGACUUUCCAUUCAACUUGAACUUCAUUAGAGACGGAGAUAUCGCUAAUGAAGCUGUUCUAGAUACAGCGGAGGACAUCUACAACAUAUUCGUCAAAUGGCUGGACAAUAUGCCGUCGGGUAAAACAUCUAAUUGGGUGUUAGGGGAUCACGACUUCUCUCGAAUCGCCACACGAAUCGGACUGUACCGAACGGAUGGGCUUCACAUGUCCGUACUUUUGAUGCCUGGUGUUUUUACUAUGUUCAAUGGCGAUGAGCUCGGUAUGACGGACACAUAUCUUACGUGGGAAGAAACUAUUGAUCAUUCUGCUUGCAGUACAACCAAUACAACUUACUCUCUGAUCUCGCGAGAUCCUUGGCGCACUCCUUUCCAAUGGGAUAACACCACUUCUGCCGGUUUCUCCACAAACUCUACUCCUUUCCUCAAGGUCAAUCCGAACUACUUGACGGUAAACCUUGCCACUGAAAAAGAGGCGGAUUUCAGCCAUUAUAAGAAUAUUCAACAAACUAUCGCUCUGCGCAACACCACCGUAUGGCGGGAGGGAACGGUCGACGUCGAACUUAUUGAGGAUCAGGUGGUAGGUAUCGCUAGGCAACUUGACGGUGAGGAGCCGAUAGUUGUGUUGAUAAACUGGGAGAAUUCCACCGUCACGGUGGACUUGGAUAAUUACUUUGACGGUCUGCCCGACGAGUUGUCACUCAAAAUCGCUGAUAUCUAUUCCGGAUUGAGCGCGAAAAUUGGAGAUACGUACAGCAAGUCAAGUAUAGAACUUCCCGAAUAUGGCUCAAUGGUCUUGCUCGGGACAACUAGUGCUUGAGAUUCAUCAACCAGCGAAAUUCCCAUCGGAGUAAUAACUACGAGAAGUAUUCCAAAUUUAUUCCAAGUUUCAAUUCAGUUGCCGCCAAAUAAAGACACAUGUAUGAACCAUUA
Neodiprion virginianus is the source of this 1904-nucleotide messenger RNA. RefSeq names its product maltase 1-like. NCBI's taxonomy places the organism in Eukaryota, Metazoa, Arthropoda, Insecta, Hymenoptera, Diprionidae. Bases 37 to 1791 code for a protein of 584 amino acids. The record is from RefSeq and is a predicted model, not a curated record. The transcript is spliced from 6 exons. Gene Ontology annotation, biological process: carbohydrate metabolic process.